UACCCGAAUGCAUCAUGGCCGACAGUAAAAAUGACAGGCCGCACAUGACAGAUUUCGUGGUGUUGCAGCACCUUGUGCAGUUUUGCGAAACGAGCAAAAGAAGCAACGACGUUCUUUUCGGUCAUCCACGCUGUGACGGCAGCAUUCGGUACGUUUGCGUGAAGCGAUCACCACCAGCCACAUUGCUCGGUAGCUAUGCCGAAGAACAAGGGAAAGGGAGGUAAAAACCGUCGUAGGGGUAAGAAUGAGAACGAGUCCGAGAAGCGCGAACUGAUCUUCAAGGAGGACGAACAGGAGUACGCACAGGUUACAAAAAUGUUGGGCAACGGCCGACUGGAGGCAAUGUGCUUCGACGGCGUGAAACGGCUCUGUCACAUCCGUGGCAAGCUGCGAAAAAAGGUAUGGAUCAACCAGGGCGACAUCAUUCUGAUAGGUCUGCGAGACUACCAGGACUCGAAGGCGGACGUCAUCCUUAAAUACACCCCGGACGAGGCCCGAAAUCUCAAGACGUACGGCGAGUUCCCGGAAUCGGUGCGCAUCAACGAAACGGUGACGUUCGUCGAAAACGACAUGGACGACGACAUCGAGUUCGGCGACGAUUACAGCUCAUCGGAGGAGGGCGAUGCGAUCGACAACAUCUGAUCUGCUGGUGCGCGGCGAACCACCCAACAUCCGAUCUAAAUUUCACGCCAGCAGCAGCUAAGCUGUUUAACAACAAACAGCACCACCACCCAGCAGCAAAGCGACACUCCUCCGUGUUGGGGAGGGCGCAAACAUUGGUUCGUGCGCGUGUGUAUUUCUGUGCGUUUCAGUAUAAAAUUGUUUGUGAAUCAAAAAGUGGAUGCAGUGAAUCGUGUAUGCAAGGCGGACGGCGGCACAGUGGGUUGGAGAGCGAGGUAGCAAGGGAGUGAAUUCGUUUGUGUUGUAUAAGCAGUUCCAAAUUUCCAACUAAGAAGAAAUCGUAUAUAUAACACACAUAUACCUACCUAAACACACC
This is a messenger RNA of Anopheles stephensi (Asian malaria mosquito), 997 nucleotides long. RefSeq names its product eukaryotic translation initiation factor 1A, X-chromosomal (gene eIF1A). The transcript is spliced from 3 exons. Gene Ontology annotation, biological process: translational initiation. Gene Ontology annotation, cellular component: cytoplasm. The coding region runs from base 196 to 642 and encodes 148 amino acids. Gene Ontology annotation, molecular function: translation initiation factor activity; RNA binding. Lineage: Eukaryota; Metazoa; Arthropoda; Insecta; Diptera; Culicidae. The record is from RefSeq and is a predicted model, not a curated record.